GGAGAGGCUAGCUAACAUUUGCACUUUAGCAAGUAACAUUCUUCACAGAUGGAGACGAGGGUUACUUUGUGGCUAUUAUUGUUGUUGUGCUCUGUUAUGUGCUUUGGCACUAGUGUUGUACAAGGCAACCCGAAUUACAAAGAUGCUCUUGCGAAGUCCAUAUUGUUCUUCCAAGGCCAGAGGUCGGGGAGGCUCCCCACCAACCAGCUGCUAAGUUGGAGGUCCACCUCUGGCCUUUCAGAUGGUGCCCUUGCCCAUGUGGAUUUGACAGGAGGAUACUAUGAUGCUGGAGACAAUGUGAAGUUCAACUUCCCCAUGGCCUACACCACCACCAUGCUCUCUUGGAGCACCCUCGAGUACGGCAAGCGCAUGGGGGCUCAGCUCCCCAACGCAAGAGCCGCGAUCCGCUGGGCCACGGACUACCUCCUCAAGUGCGCGACGGCGACCCCCGGAAAGCUCUACGUGGGAGUCGGCGACCCCAACGUGGACCACAAGUGCUGGGAGCGGCCGGAGGACAUGGACACUGUCCGGUCCGUUUACUCAGUCUCCCCCAGCAACCCGGGCUCCGAUGUUGCAGGCGAGACUGCAGCCGCCCUCGCCGCUGCCUCCUUGGUCUUCCGGGUGGCCGACCCCAAGUACUCGAAGUUGUUGCUCAAGACGGCGAAGCAGGUGAUGCAGUUCGCUAUACAAUACCGCGGUGCAUACAGUGAUUCCCUCGGUUCCGCCGUUUGCCCAUUUUACUGUUCGUACUCGGGAUAUGAGGAUGAACUGCUGUGGGGAGCUGCAUGGCUUUAUAGAGCAACGAAUGAUGUGUACUAUGCCAAUUUCUUGAAAUCUUUGGGGGAUAAUGAUGCCACGGACAUUUUCAGCUGGGACAACAAGCUCGCCGGCGCUCGAGUUCUUCUUUCGAGGAAUGCGUUGUUGAACAAAGACGGUAGCUAUGACCAGUUCAGACAACAAGCGGAAGAUUUCAUGUGCAGGAUUCUCCCCAAUUCUCCUUCUUCCACCACACAGUACACUCCAGGUGGGCUCAUGUUCAAGCUGAGCGAAAGCAAUCUCCAGUACGUCACGUCCAUAACGUUCCUGCUUGCAACCUACUCUAAGUACAUGGCCUCAGCAAAACACACCUUCAGUUGCGGCAACAUGCUCAUCACCCCUAGCACUUUAAAGUACCUUGCCAAGAAGCAGGUCUCUCAAACUCCAACUCUCUCGCACUUAUCUCUCUCUUUCUCUCUCCCUCUCUCUCAACCCCAGAAAUUGCAGGUUGACUACAUUCUGGGGGUGAACCCUCUGAAGAUGUCAUACAUGGUGGGAUAUGGAACCACAUUCCCCAGGAGAAUUCACCACAGAGGAUCAUCCCUGCCUUCCCUGGUGAGCCACCCGCAGGCGAUAGGCUGUCAAGGUGGCUUCCAACCAUUCUACUACACAUCAAGCCCGAACCCCAACAUCCUCACCGGAGCCAUCGUCGGGGGUCCAGACCAGAACGAUGCUUUCUCAGAUGACCGGACCGACUACAGCCACUCCGAGCCUGCAACGUACAUCAACGGGGCCAUCGUUGGACCUCUGGCGUACUUUGCAGCAUCAUACUCAACUUGAAUGAAAGAAUUUGCAUCUCAAUGCUUACAAAGUUCAUAAACUUUGAAUAGGCCAGCGUUGACGAUUAUGAACUACCUAGCUAGGAGGGAUCUAUACUGCCAACCAAGUGUAAAUGAAGAUCCCUUGGUCUUAGCUUGAUUCACUAAUCUGAAGUUAAUAAUCAGUGUGUCUUGUUCUGUUUUCUUAAUUUCAUAAUUACAGGAUUCGUUUGACAUAUUCCAUCAAAAAAUAUUAAAAAACACCGCAAA
This is a messenger RNA of Syzygium oleosum, 1844 nucleotides long. RefSeq names its product endoglucanase 3. NCBI's taxonomy places the organism in Eukaryota, Viridiplantae, Streptophyta, Magnoliopsida, Myrtales, Myrtaceae. Bases 49 to 1596 code for a protein of 515 amino acids. The record is from RefSeq and is a predicted model, not a curated record. Gene Ontology annotation, molecular function: hydrolase activity, hydrolyzing O-glycosyl compounds. Gene Ontology annotation, biological process: carbohydrate metabolic process. The transcript is spliced from 5 exons.